CGAGAUUUCAAAGUCGUGACUUCCGUGUCCAAGAAUAAACAGCAGCGUAUUUUUUUACGGAAGAGGAAGAUAGUCUCGUAUGGUAGUUGCGUGUAUAGCUUUCUGGUGGUCAACACUUUUGUUGUGAUUGUCCUGUUAUCACCCGAAACGUUUACCAAACACAAGGACAACAUAUAGCUCUGGAUAUUGUUCGUUGUCUGUAGCUGUUCUUUGCAGCGGCCACCGAUCGGCAGCAGUGUUGAUUUCCACUAUUAAACCAACGCGCGACGUCUGACCCGUUCUGACCUUGGGAACAAUUUCAACAUGUCUGCCACUACAACUGGAAUAGAUGACCUGCAGGGUGGGAGAAAAAGAAAGCUAGGAAGUGAGUUUGAUGAAGAUGAGUCUUCACAGAGUACUACCACAACAAAGUAUGCCAAAGAGAAUCAUAGUGAAAUUGAGAGAAGAAGACGUAACAAGAUGACAGCGUAUAUUACUGAAUUAUCUGAUAUGGUACCAACAUGCAGUGCGUUGGCAAGGAAACCCGAUAAAUUAACCAUAUUACGUAUGGCUGUAUCGCAUAUGAAAUCAUUACGAGGGACCGGAAAUACAAGUACAGAAGGCACAUAUAAGCCGUCGUUUCUGACAGAUCAGGAACUCAAACACCUAAUAUUAGAAGCGGCAGAUGGGUUUUUAUUUGUCAUUUCCUGCGAGACUGGUAGAGUAAUUUAUGUAUCAGACUCAGUCACACCAGUAUUAAACCAAACACAGUCUGAAUGGUUCAAUAACACAUUAUUUGACCUUGUACAUCCUGAUGACAUUGAAAAAUUACGUGAACAGCUUUCUACAUCUGAAUCACCAACUACUGGGAGAAUCUUAGAUUUGAAAACUGGCACCGUGAAAAAAGAAGGUCAUCAAUCCUCUAUGCGUCUUUGCAUGGGGUCAAGACGAGGGUUCAUUAUACGAAUGAAGAUCGGCAGCACGCAGUUAGAUCCCAUGACGUAUGGUAGAUACCACCAUAUGAGGAAUAAUCGUAACGGUUUGGGUCAUAAAGACGGGGAGCAGUAUGCAGUUGUGCACUGCACUGGAUAUAUCAAGAAUUGGCCACCUGCAGCAGGCAUGGAGCACCAGGAAGUCGAGGAAGCGCAUAGUUCCAACCAUUACUGCCUUGUCGCUAUUGGACGUCUUCAGGUGACCAGUUCUCCAAACUGUGCAGACCUUGCAGGAUCUGGCACGCCAACUGAGUUUAUUUCUCGUCACAGCAUGGAUGGAAAGUUCACAUUUGUAGAUCAGAGAGUCACAGGUGUACUUGGUUAUCAACCGCAAGAGCUGCUCGGUAAAUCCUGCUUCGAUUAUUAUCACCCUGACGAUUUGAGCCACUUAAAAGAUAGCUUCCAACAAGUUUUAAAAUUAAAAGGUCAAGUCUUGUCUGUAAUGUAUCGAUUCCAAGCCAAGAAUCGAGAGUGGGUAUGGCUACGGACAAGUUGUUUUAGUUUUCAAAAUCCCUACACAGACGAAGUGGAAUACAUUGUUUGUACAAAUACAUCUGUCAAAAAUCUUCAACAGAAUCAACAACAACCUGAGCUAGAAGGAAACAAAGAGGGAGGUGGUGAAAUACCCCAUUUACAAUACCCACCUCCCUCGACAACACAUUUGUACCAAACGCCACAAGCUACAUCUGAUCCUCUCGUCAACAACAGCCGAGGUCCCGGUGAAGAGAGAAAGGACGACAAGACAGAUGGGAUCACUCGCUAUACCACAAGACCAGAUACCGAAAAUUAUCCAAACUUGAUUGCGCCAACUUCUGCAGAAGCCAACAAAGCUGGAGCUGCCGCAACCCCCGGCUAUCCAAGCAGUGCCUAUGCCAGGUCGCCACAGACGCAGUAUCCAAGCAGCGCUCUGGCAAGUACGGUGUUGCAGAGUGUAAGCUCACUGCCAUCAAGGAAAAAUUAUCAUGGACCUUCGCAGGGACCAUGGCCAAGUCCUGUGUCUUACCCAAGCCCAGUUGAUGGUAGCAGCGGCUCCAGUAGCUCACAGUCUGGGACCUAUCCAUCACAUGCAGCAACAGGACAGUCUUCAACUACACUUCCAGUGACAUCAUCACCUGGACCUACAUACACUCAGUUGCAACCCCAGGGAAGUGUCACACGGCCAGUAGGUUAUCCAUAUCAACCAGACAAAGGUGCACAUUCCCGUCCAGGCCACCCAUCUGCUCACCCAAUGCAAGGUGCACAUCCCCGUCCAAGCCAUGCGUCUGCUCACCCAAUGCAACAAGAAGCGACUCCAAGUAAUGUUUACUCUGGGACCGGGGAGCGCCAUCCACUGUCAAGAAGGGAUCCCGCUUUAUGGGCGCAGUGGCAAGCGGCUGCAGGUACUCCAAGCGGUGACCACGCGCACGGAUCUUUACAGCCUGGACAACAUACUGAAGACAUGACUGAUAUCUAUAGAAUGCUUGGCGAUCAUCCGCCACAGCCUCCUUACAACAAUGUUGAUGAAUUCGGUGAUUUGUCAAUGUUCACACCAUUUUCUGAAUAGCCUUCAGCAGGAAUCUGUUUGUGCUACCCACCCCCCACCCCCCUCUUAUUUUUAUUUGUGUUAUUUGAAAUGUUUGUAUUGCCCCUCUGUUCUUUGGAUUAUGGUUCACCCUAAAUUUGUAAUUGUGAACUCACAACUCAGCAUUUUAAAUAAGCCAAAGUAAAAAUAAUCUCUAUCCCCUCUUUACCUAGUUGUAUCCCCUCUAACAAAAUAGUUUAGUCCAUUUCAAGUUGCUGUUUUAUUUUUUUAAGCGUGAUUUAUUCACUUGGAAUUUGUUGAAGCAAAACAAAAUGCACAGAUACAUGUAUACACAGUUUUAUAUGUUUCCAUAUUACGUCUUUAUUCUAUUUAUUUGAUGCUGUUAAUUUGUAUUUCAAAUUCGCUCUUAAUACAUACAUAUAUUGGUUUAAUAUGUAUAAAAUAGCCAAAAGGGAAAUAAAAGGUGGUACAAAUUUUGAAGUGAUCACUUUGUUAGACUGGUAAUUGUUCUGUUUGUGAAUUUUUUGUAAUGAUAGAAAGAAUCAAAUUUCUAUGGUGAAAGGGUAACACCUUGCUUGUGAUUGGUUAAUACAAGAGCAGCCAUUUUGAUUUUGAUUUGCAAUAUGACAUGUAGUUGGAUGCUAUGAAAGGAUGAAUGUGAUAGGCUGAUAUGAUAAGCUUAGAUUUUAAUUUAUACAUUUCUAUUAAUUACUAUAUUUGUAAAAAAAAAAAAGAAGGAAUUUUAAAUUUUGCCUUUGGCUUUAACUGAAAGCAGCAGA
Molecule: messenger RNA, 3272 nt
Organism: Saccoglossus kowalevskii
Lineage: Eukaryota; Metazoa; Hemichordata; Enteropneusta; Harrimaniidae
Product: aryl hydrocarbon receptor nuclear translocator 2-like
Biological process (GO): regulation of DNA-templated transcription
Cellular component (GO): transcription regulator complex; cytoplasm; nucleus
Molecular function (GO): DNA-binding transcription factor activity; protein dimerization activity
Source: RefSeq, a predicted model, not a curated record